AUCAAAUUCUCCAAUUGCAAGAUCCUAUGUCAGAACCAAAUCCAGCUCUCGAUGAUGAAGUCCUCGCCCUCACCUCGAUCUACCCCGGCUCUCUAACCCCCUUCACCUCCAACCUCCCCUCCGUCUCCACCUACAUCUUAACACCCCCCGACAUCGAGCCCGCUCCCUCGAUCCAACUCAUCUUCCCUCACACUUACCCGGAGGAACCACCAGUGGUGGGCGCGUGUCAUGGCAUGGAGAAGGGGUUGGUGGAGGAUUUGUUAUUGGGGGGCGGGGCAUGGCGACUAGGCGAAGUUUGCGUUUUCGAAUUGUGCGAGAUGAUUCGGGAGUUAUUGCAAAACGACACGGGGGCUGACGACAUUGCGCAGCCAGCUGACCCGACACCUACAACCAAUGAAGCACCGGAAGGAGUCCAGUUAGAGUGGGCAAUAACAGAACCCAUUACAGACCGAAAAUCUGUCUUCAUCGGGCACGCGACACAAGUCCAUACCCAACAAGAAGCGAAAACCGCAUUGGCGGAUCUACUACACGAUAAAAAAAUCGCACGGGCGACGCAUAAUAUGGUUGCGUGGAGAAUCGUCACAGAAAGUGGUUCAGUCAUCCAAGACAACGACGACGACGGCGAAACAGCCGCCGGCUCCCGCAUGGCCCACCUCCUCGAACUAACGUCCGUACAAAACGUGAUCGUAGUCGUAUCUCGCUGGUACGGCGGUAUCCACCUCGGUGCAGACAGGUUCAAGCAUAUCAAUGCCGCCGCACGGGAGGCGUUGAGGAUUGGUGGAUUUCUGCCGGAGGAGAAGAUGAGAAAGGAGGAGAAGGGGAAGGGUGGGGGGAAGAAGGGGAAGAGAUAAGUUUGGACGCGGGAGUGUCGAGAGCAGAGAUGAUGCGGUCAGAGCGCAGCCGGAGCAUAGUAAUAGAGGGGCUACCAGAUUCGUCUUCGUCCGUCAUGCUAGCGCAGCUGUAUUCGCACGGUGCACCAGCACCGGAUUGGGCUCGCACACAGAUAAACCAGAACUCUAGUAGACGACCAACCAAUGAAAACUCUUAAGCGUGCAGG
This is a messenger RNA of Saitoella complicata NRRL Y-17804, 1057 nucleotides long. Its product is annotated as UPF0029-domain-containing protein. The record is from RefSeq and is a predicted model, not a curated record. Bases 27 to 851 code for a protein of 274 amino acids. Gene Ontology annotation, biological process: regulation of translational initiation. NCBI's taxonomy places the organism in Eukaryota, Fungi, Ascomycota, Saitoellomycetes, Saitoellales, Saitoellaceae. The transcript has 3 exons. Gene Ontology annotation, molecular function: protein binding. Gene Ontology annotation, cellular component: cytoplasm.